Molecule: messenger RNA, 351 nt
Organism: Pelobates cultripes (western spadefoot toad)
Lineage: Eukaryota; Metazoa; Chordata; Amphibia; Anura; Pelobatidae
Source: the annotation of a GenBank genome assembly
AUGGAGGAAUUUUUAUCUAGAGCCGGAGCUCUAGUGGAUCAUGCUGAAGUGUUGCAGUUUUCGGAAGCAGAAGCAGCAGCUAUACUUUGGCCACAAUCUGACUCGGACUUACCUAUCUCCUCUGAACCACGGGACAUUGUGAGAGAUUUGCAGAAAUUAAAACAAAGACAAAUAGAUCUUGAAUUACAUGCCAUCUACUUAUCAGACUACUACCGCAUGAAAAAAAUUCCAAGAGGUUUUCGGAUUAAGAACGUUCCGACUAUUGGUAGGAAUAACCCUGAGGUCUGUCGUAAGUGGAUUGGCAUACUGAAUAAAUGUUCCCUAGAUCUAAUGCUGGUCGUGAUCGAGGAG